AGGCGCUCGGUUACAGCGUCGCCUCACAUGAAUGGAUUGCGGAUUGCUGAAGAGGAGUCGUUGUUUUGUUUUUUGUUUUUUUUUACCAGCUAGGAGCUUUGGAUCAAAAGAAGAAGAGAGGGAAAGUGUGUUUUUGCUCAGCAUGAGAUGAGGCAUCAUGUAUCUGAAUGUCAGGAGAUAUUCUGCUUUGUAGUGUUUCUCAUCCCGUGAAGCAGCAGUAGAAAGGAGAGAUUUGGUUAUGCUCGCCACUUUUUGCCAAGCGGUUUCUUCUCUGUAAAAACGGAGUGACAUGGCUCUCUUGGUGGUACCUCUGCUCCUGCAAACAGCGUUGGUUCUGGGAUCCAACUAUGGCUAUGUGGAGUGGUCGGAUAAUGACAAAGAGGAGAAGAACCCCCCGGUGUUCAGCACCCAGAACAUCAACAGGGAGCCGCCUCAACACCCGACGUACUACCCGCUACCGGCCACGGAGCGCACGGUGGUGGCGCACAAGAUCGAGGAGGACCUGCCCAGGGUGGUGACUGCGUUCCUGCACACCGGGGACUCCUCCGCGCUGAGGCAGGUCAACUGCUCCCGGAGGUACGAGCUGAGCAGCCUGAGGGGCGGCCUGCACGUCGCCUCCCACUACUCCCUGCACAGCAUCCUGGACACGGUCGCGCACGCCACAAACUUCCUGAACAUGAUCCUGCAGGCCAACAGGUCCCGGGAGCAAACGACGCGCAGGGACAUCCACUGGUACCACGCGCUGGUUCAGAGCAUCCUCGAGGGGGAUCCCAAAAUUCACAAGGCUGUGGUGACAUUCCACGGGGAUGCACUCACGCCCGGUCCCCAGGUUUUCCUCCAGGCCACCAGGACCGGGAAGGAGGUGGUGCUGCAGGACUUGUCCGCCUCUGCUCACCGUCAACUGAGGAGCAGGAGCCCGGAGUCCGAGUGGUUUAAUGAGUUUAGGGACGAGAGAUCGCACAUGCACAGGAGGGUCCUGGAGUCCAAGAGUGGAAGUUACCUUCUGGACAAAAACCACAUCAAGUGGUCGGCACCGUACCUGGAGUGUGAACACGGGGCGUUUGUGCCAUAUUGGCUGCUCACCCUGUCUGCUGGCUUCUAUGGACUGAAGAGCAACUCUGCACCAGAGUUCAGGGGUGUGGUUCGUGUGGAUGUGAACCUGCAGGAUGUGGACAUUGACCAGUGCUCCAACAGCGGCUGGUUUGCUGGGACUCACCGCUGUAAUCUCACCAGCAUGGAAUGCACUCCCAUCCUUGGCCAUGGAUUUGUGUUGGACAAGUACAAGUGCCAGUGCAGGAGAGGAUUCUAUCAUUCAAGCAGAGUGGCGCUCAAUGGCUUCAAAAGUAAGGAGCAGGGCUCUAACAGAGACGAGUCCUCUGAAGUGUCCAGUAAGUGCCUACCGUGCCGUGAGGGCUGCCCCUACUGCCGCGACGACACCCCCUGCCUGGCACAGGAGGACGGUGCCCUGAGGCUCACUGUGGCCUCCUUCCAGGGUCUCUGCAUGGUGCUGGACCUGGCUGCCAUGGUGGUGGUCUACCACUUCAGGAGGAUGAAGAGCAUCCGGACAUCUGGUCUCAUCCUACUUGAAGCCAUCUUGUUAGGGGCUUUACUGCUCUACUUCCCAGUGAUGAUCCUGUUCUUCCACCCCAGUGUGUUCCGCUGUAUCCUUUUGAGGUGGGUUCGUCUCCUGGGUUUCUCCGUCAUGUACGGCACCGUCAUCCUCAAGCUGUACAGGGUUCUGAAAGUGUUCCUGUCCCACACGGCCCAGAGGACGCCCUACAUGACCAGCUGGCGGGUGCUGCGGCUGCUGAUAGUGAUCCUGCUGGUAGUGCUCUGGUUCCUGGUGGCCUGGACGUCCGCCGUGUGCCAGAACCCCGAAGUUAGCCUGGCUCUGAUCGCCGCCGGCCUCACCCCAGAAGGCCUGCAGUUCAGUAUGUGUCUGCUGGAUCGAUGGGACUACAUGAUGGCUGUCGCGGAGUUCCUAUUCCUGCUGUGGGGGGUGUACCUCUGCUAUGCAGUGCGCACGGUACCAUCGGCUUUCCACGAGCCACGGUACAUGGCUGUGGCCAUCUACAAUGAGCUCCUCAUAUCAGCCAUCUUCCACAUCAUCAGGUUCACUCUGGUGCCUGGGCUUCACCCUGACUGGAUGCUCAUGUUGGUUUUCGCUCACACUCAUCUUACUGUGACUGUGUCUCUGGGCCUUCUGCUCGUACCGAAGUUCCUGUCCAAAGGGACUCAGGCCAGGGAUGAUAUAGCCACCGAGGCUUACGAGGAAGAGCUGGACAUGGGAAGGUCUGGCUCUUACCUCAACAACAGCAUCACCUCAGCCUGGAGUGAGCACAGCUUGGACCCGGAGGAUAUACGGGAUGAGCUGAAAAAGCUUUAUGCACAGCUGGAAGUCUACAAAUGUAAGAAGAUGCUCGCCAACAACCCUCACCUCCAGAAGAAGCGCAACUCCAAGAAAGGUCUAGGUCGCACCCUGAUGAAGCGGAUCACAGAAAUCCCAGAGACCAUGCAUAUACACCGGCAGUGCAGUCGCGAGGAUGGCAGUGAACACGGUAGUAACCGCAGCACCUUGAGGAGAAACCCAUUCGAACCAAGUCACCACGGCAAACCUCGGGAUGAUUCUGUGAAAAACAAAGCCAUUGGCUUGAAGAAGUCCCACAGCUACGACCAUGUUUGUGACCAGGAUGAAGAAACCGUAAGCCAAACUGGCUCGAUAGCAGGAGACAAAAUGACUCCUGUUGGAAUUGGUGGGGAAGGAUCUCUACUGGGUUCCCUGAUUGGCCGUAAACAUACUAAAAAGCAGCUCGAACCGUCCAUGACACCACCAAGACUGGAUCCAGCCGAGUCCACCGAGUCCGUUCCACUGUGCUGGAAAUCAGCCAGCGUCCACAACUUGACCCACGAGAAGAAACCGGUCCACCUGCGGACCUCCAUCAUGCAGAAGUCUCUGAGUGUGAUUGCCAGCGCCAAGGAAAAGAUGCCAGGGCUGACCAACAAGACGCAAAGCGUGGAGGACGCCAGUAAGAAGGGUCUAAAGGGGCAGGAGGACAGGAUGUUGUCUGAGGUGGAUGAGACCCCUGAGCAUUACCCCAAGAUGAUCAUCAGCCAGUCAGUGGAGUACUCCAAGUCGCCCCUGAAGAUGGGCAUCAUGAAACAACAGGUGAGUGGCAGCCAGCCGUCAAUUUGCUCCGAGACUGGUAGGAACCUCUACGACGUGUCUGAGGUUUGUCCCUGGGAUUCAGAAGAGGCUCAGACUCCCACUGAAGCGAAGACCCAAAAGCAUGUUUCCAUUGCUCCCGAGACCACCACAGGCCGUAGAGGCAGCAGCAGCAGCUCUGGGAUCAGCAAAGGUAGCCGGUCCAAUCAGAGGCAGAAAGUAGGGUAUUCCCCUUCUAACCGAAGACGCUCCAAAGAUAAAGGAGGAGAAAGGGAUGAAGGCAGGGACACUCGGAAAAUGCGACCACCCAGGUCACCUCUCCCUCUAAAGCCUGACGUCUGUCCCUGGGAGUUCAAUGAGCAGCCCAUAAUGGGAGGAGAUUCAGAUUCCCUCUCCCCAGACAGGAUCACACGCAAGAAAAGCGUCACGCCCACUGAUGGGAAACCCAAGGGGCUCCACUCAGACCACUCCAAGUCCACGGGUAGCCUUUUGCAGCCUCCAACUAUGAUGGUAGAGAUCUGCCCUUGGGACUUCAACAGCCCACCUUCACCUAAGCAGGAGAAGUCCUGCAACAGCCCCAGCACACAUAAAAAGAAGCGGAAAGGCUCCUGCUCAUCCAACCACAAAGCCGAUAAGGAGAAGGCAAGGGAAAAAAGCAGAGAACGUCGGAGCUCCUCCAGCAAACCAGCGUCGGAGAGAAGACGCGUUAGCCAGUCAUCGGAGUGCGGCGGUCCGGUUUCUGAGCGGCGGAGGAGUUCUACAAGGGACCCAGAGUUGAUGGAGAUCAGGAGGGCGGAGGGUUUCUCAAGGGAGAUCGAGCCCUCACUCAGCAGCUUUGCUCAGACUAGAAAAUCACCAGAGAAGAAGAAAGAGAGCUCUUUGAGUAAACCUGCGAUCAUCAGCGGGGCCCAGGUGGCGGAUGUUUGCCCAUGGGACUUCCAGGAGCAGGAUCCUGGGGGGAGGGCGUGAUGACUGGUGGAAUGAUUGUAUUUUUUUUUUGUAUUCACAGACUGACAGCACAGAGAAAAAAGCAACUGAAUGGUAAAAAUGUAAAAUUCGAUAUGGUAACUUAAGCAAAAAAAAAGAAUCCAGGCUACUUGCUAAAUAUCGUACAUCUCGUUGUGUCGUUGCAACCUUUAAGUCACUAGAGAGGAUUUCUUUGUCUGCACUUUUGCUUGCAAACUUACAUUUUGUACGUAUUAUCACAUCAAUGUCCUUUAAACAUGAAUCAUACUUGUACAUACCAGCAGGUCAGACAAUCAUUUGUCACCAACACGUUACUUAAUCGGCUUGUCAUAUAAUGAAGUUCAGCUGUUACGCCGAUGAUAUUCUAUGUUACACGCUAAGUCAGUGGGGACUCACUGCCUCAGAUGCUAGUGAUGAAAACAAGCAGGCGACAGGGAAAAAAGACCUACGGAUAAAAUGGGAUAUGUGAAGCAGGACCAAAGCUCCAGACACAGCUGCGAUGCCUUAGCUAUAGGCCAAAUGCAUAAUUCAUGGCUCGAAAAUGAUCUGUUUGAUUAGCGAAACAUGGGAAUAACAAAGGAUUGUAGUACAACUUCAUUUCUAAAUAAGGGAAACUGUAUAUUUCAGUUGCUUAAUAUACAGUAUGUUUUUUUCCCCUAACAACCAUUGCAUGAGGCAAACCGUAAAUCAUCCAAUAACUGUACCAAAAAAAAUGUCAGUGGGGAACUUGUACUCAUCUAUGACCGGAGAACUUUUGAUGUUGUUGCUUAUGGUAUUUUCCUCCUAUGUACCAUACGAUGCUUUCAAAAUGAUGUGCAUUGCCAUCAAUAAUGUACAUACAUACUGGAAAUGGCUUGCAGUUACAGUUGCGCAGUGAUGAAAUAUCCAUGAGCCUCUCCCUUAUGUUGAUAGUUAUUUACUGUUUACUUGAUAUCCAUGCCCUGGAUGCCACUUCCAAAGGAGGCGGUAGUAUUUCCACAUGUACAAAAUAAUGUGAUGGAUUCUUUAAAGGACCAAAACAAACCACGACAAGGGUGGAUGAUGUGAAUAAUGCAUUAUUUCGGUCACUUAGUUGCCAAUUUCAACAUCUGCCUGAAUGCACCUCCUUUCUAAUCUUUGCACAUAUUCAAUCGCUUAAUCCACGACUAUGCAUGACCAAAGCUAUUUUUUGCCACUUUCUUGCUAACAGGAGAUGAGUAAUUUACUAUUUCAACAUCAUCUCCAACAACAGUUCGCCUUUCUGUCCCGUGAUAAGCCACCCACCAGCGACAAAUAAUGAAACGUACUAGUCACACACAGAAGUCAGGUUCAGCUUCAUUACGGCUGUCGUUGCAUGACAGGGAAAAUACAGCAGUACUGUUACACUCAAUUUCACCACAAGGCAUAAAAAAACAUUGUUAUGUAAUACCUAAAGAGGACUAAGGAACACAUGGGAUUUCAAAUAUAGAUGUCAGAUGUUGUCAUGUAUUUAUCAAGAACUUCCUGUGUGAAAUAACCUUUUUUUGCUCGUAAAGUCAAGGUAAAAGGCUUGAUGAAUAAUAAACAUGAGCCUGCACUCACAAGGGUUUUUUUCUAUCAGAUGGUUUUAGGCUGUGUGAAAUGGAAUGUUGUAACUUGCCCACUAAAUGUAUUUUAUGCUAGUUAUAAUAUAUAUAUAAUGUUGCUCCAAAAAAGUUACAAAAUGGUGUAGCAUCGACACAGGAGUACUUAUAUUUUACAUUCUUAUUGUGUUGCAUGUACAUACAGUAAAUACCCUGUUCUCAA
This is a messenger RNA of Eleginops maclovinus (Patagonian blennie), 5893 nucleotides long. Its product is annotated as metabotropic glycine receptor-like. Gene Ontology annotation, cellular component: membrane. Gene Ontology annotation, biological process: G protein-coupled receptor signaling pathway. Gene Ontology annotation, molecular function: G protein-coupled receptor activity. The record is from RefSeq and is a predicted model, not a curated record. NCBI's taxonomy places the organism in Eukaryota, Metazoa, Chordata, Actinopteri, Perciformes, Eleginopidae.